Messenger RNA from Prunus dulcis (almond), 2493 nucleotides. RefSeq names its product putative disease resistance protein At1g50180. Gene Ontology annotation, molecular function: ADP binding. The record is from RefSeq and is a predicted model, not a curated record. Gene Ontology annotation, biological process: defense response to other organism. NCBI's taxonomy places the organism in Eukaryota, Viridiplantae, Streptophyta, Magnoliopsida, Rosales, Rosaceae.
AUGGCCGAAGCUGUUGUUUCAAUAGUGCUCGAAGGGCUCAGCAACCCUAUCAUUCAGGCAUUGAAAUCCUUGAAAUUCGUAGGUGGUAAGGUUCAGAGUGCACAAACCCAGCUACAAAUCAUGCAAGGCUAUUUGAAAGAUGCAGACGCCAGCCAAGGACGCAAUGAAGCAAUACGCAUUUGGGUGGCAAGUGUCAGAGAUGCUGCUUAUGAUCUUGAGGAUGUCAUUGGAACUUAUGUCUUAAAAGUGGCUUUCAAGAGGAAACCAAAUGUUUUGACAUGGUUUACUGGCAUCUUCAUAAAAGGAGUGGUUGGGUUAGCCCGUGGAACAGAGAUACUGGCUAUGCAUUUGAUCAAAGAAAAAGGCCCCCGAGUUGUUUCUAUUUGGGGGAUGGGCGGGUUGGGCAAAACCACUCUUGCAAAACAAGUUUAUCAUCAUGAUAAAGUUAAGCGUCAUUUCGAUUGUCUUGCUUGGGUGUGUAUCUCUCAACAAUGCCAAGCACGGGAAAUUUUGGAAGAAAUUCUGACUAAACUCAUAGAAAGGAAAUGUUUGGUGGUGCUUGAUGACAUUUGGACCAGUGAUGCGUGGAGCUCUUUGCAAGCUGGAUUUCCAAUGAAUGAGGAAACUGAGAGUCGAAUUUUACUCACUUCUCGCAACAAAGAAGUCGCUUCGUAUGCGGACAAAAAUGGUUUCCUCUUCGAACCACAGUUGUUGAAUGAUGAUGAAAGCUGGGAACUGUUUAAGAAGAUAGCAAUUGGAACGGAAGAUACAAACCGUAAAAUUUAUGAACAUAAGAAAGAGCUAGGAACAGAGAUACUUCAAUAUUGCAAAGGUUUGUCACUAGCCAUCACGGUGCUUGCAGGACUUCUAGCUAGAAAAGAUACAGUUGAUGAGUGGAAUACGGUCCAUAAGAAUGUUUAUGCAUAUAUAAGGAGAGGCACAGACCUUGGGCCGGAUUACAAAGGUGAAGGAUAUGAAGGGGUAUCAUGGUUAUUGGAAUUGAGUUACGAUAACUUACCUUUUUACUUAAAACUAUGUUUUCUCUACUUAGCCCAUUUUCCGGAAGAUUAUGAAAUACCGGUGAGUACAUUGACUAAACUAUGGAUGGCAGAAAGUUUUAUAUCAUCAACAUCAGUGGAAGUUAUGGAAGAUGUAUCAUAUAUGUGCUUAAGUGAGUUAGUGGGCAGGUGCAUGGUUCAAGUUGGAAAACAUGGUUCGAGUAAGAAGAUCAAGACUGGUCAUCUCCACGAUCUUAUGCGAGACUUAUGCAUGUCAAAGGCAAAAGAGGAGAACUUUCUCCAUAUUAUUCAUUAUUAUACAUUUGGGGACAUCAAGCAAACACCAAAUGGUAGAGUUCAAAGACUUGCCAUCUAUUUGGAAAAAACAGUUGUGGGACAUUGUUCGGGGAGUUAUGAAAAUUAUGCACAUGUUAGGUCUUUGUUAUAUUUUGUCUCAAGCUACUGCAACUGGAACUCAAAGAUAUUACGGUCACUAUUAAGGGACUUCACAUUGCUUAGAGUUUUGAAGUUUGAAAAUAUGUAUGUUAGAAAGCUACCGGGUGAAAUUGGGAAUCUAGUGCACUUAAGGUUUUUAAGUGUAAAGAAGAGUUUUUUUUCAGAGGUGCCAUCAUCUAUAGCAAAUUUGGUAUGUUUGCAGACUCUAGAUUUACGUGCCCGUUGUUGCGAUUUUAAAAUUCCAAAUCAAAACGUGUUUUCCAAGAUAGAAAAAUUGAGACAUAUAUAUUUACACCAAAAUCAUAGUGCAAGAGAGAAACGUCUGUUAUUUGCUACUGAGGCAGUGAAUUUGCAUACAGUAGUCAAUAUUGGUAUUCAGGUAUCAUCUGAUCUAGAUGAUUUUGUUAAAAUAACCAACCUUAGAAAAUUGGGAGUUAUCAUGUUUGACGGAGGGGAAAAAAAGGAGAAAAGGACAAACAUCAUAUUUAAGCACCUCCAGUCUCUAUCAGUGGACUCUACAUUGUUCUCUGGUGGAUUGCACUCUCGUUCGUCCACGUUUUUGCUAAUACCAUGGAACAUGGUAUUAAGCUAUCCUAAUAUAUACAAGCUGCGACUACGCGGAAAAAUCACUGAGUUACCAGAAGACCUCAUGUGCCUUACGAACCUCACCAAGCUUACACUGAUACAUUUUGGUGAUCUCAAGGACGACCACAUAAAAGUAUUAGAGAAGCUGCCAAGCUUAAGAAUGCUUUUUGCUAGUUACGGGAAAUUUCCGGCACAUCUUGUUUGCUCAGAGGGAGGCUUUCCAUUUCUCGAAUUUGUUUCUCUUUAUUCGUUGGAGGAGUUCAAAGAAUGGAAGGUGGAGAAAGGAGCCAUGCGUAGUCUCUGCAAAUUGCACAUUGAGCAUUGCUUAGAUUUGGAGGCAGUUCCAUAUGGGCUCCAAUGUAUUACUACCCUCAAGGAAUUAACCAUAAAAAGGAUGCGUCUUGAAUUCUGUAGCCGGCUUGGGGAAGGAGGAGAGGAUUUUUACAAAUAUUGA